AUGGGUGAGGCGCGCGAAGUUCACGCGGAAGACGGUUCACUAUACAGAACAGUAUGUAGAUCAAGACACAGUGUGGAUUGGCAUACACCAAACAGGAUGAAUCACAAAUCAGGGGCUACAAAGAGCAUAAAACCACGAAGACCGAGGGCGACCAUGCGCGAGCGACAGCGAAUGGCUCAGGUGAAUCAGGCUUUUGACGGUCUACGAAAAGUGGUUCCACGUGGACAUAUGACGGAGUACCAGCGGCUGAGCAAGAUUGCCACGCUUCGGUUGGCAAUACAGUACAUACGCGCAAUGAACCGGAUCUUGGGAAGGACUGUUUACGUAAGCAUGGAACCCACGCUGAACGUGCCACUCGAGGAAUCUAUGUGGGAAAGAACAACAGAAAAACCUACAGACAAUAAAAGCAACGGACGCAGGGAACAAGCAGGAAGAGCUGGAGGCGAGGUUGUCACAAGGACAAGUUCACAAUCCGACUGUGGCGAUAUUCACUCAGCUGAAAACAAGGUGCUGUUCUUGUUCGGAUGUUCUCCGCAACUGGGUUGGCUUGGGCCACAGACAGAAUCACCAAGACGCGAUAUUGGAUUGCUCCCAGCUGAUGAUGAUGGAAAACUAAUGCGAGAUGGAUGCUACAUCCCAAACAGUAAUAGAAAUUGCAACCAACCGAGUACAACGAGUCAAACUGAAAAGGAGCAGUAUGCUGUGACCGAGUACCGAUGGGAAAAUAAAGGUAAUCAAGUAGGAAACUAUUUCCUCAGUGAGCGUGGUUGGCAAAGUCGCGAUCAUCAGACGGCGAGAAAAACAGCCUAUUAUGGAUGGCAUGGGGACGCAACUGAACAAGAACAUUUUGGGAAUGCAGUAUCAGAUGGGUGGUUGGCGUGCGAAGGCACAUGGCGACCAUAA
This is a messenger RNA of Opisthorchis viverrini, 903 nucleotides long. RefSeq lists its product as hypothetical. Lineage: Eukaryota; Metazoa; Platyhelminthes; Trematoda; Opisthorchiida; Opisthorchiidae. The record is from RefSeq and is a predicted model, not a curated record. Bases 1 to 903 code for a protein of 300 amino acids. The transcript is spliced from 3 exons. Gene Ontology annotation, molecular function: protein dimerization activity.